GGCCAGCGCUCAGGACCAGCUGCCCCGCACAUCGCGGAGACGCGGCGCUGCCGGCAGCGGCUCUCACCUGGGCUGCUCGCUGCCGACUGGCGGAUCGCUCAGCCGGAUCCCCGGGGCAGAUGCUCCGCGCCGUGUCAGGGAGCGGCAGUCGGCGGACUCUCUGACCAUGAAGCGGAGAUGCUUCCCGUGCUAAGCGGGCUGUGGCUGCGGAUGGACUCUGCCACAACCAGGAGGAUCCAAACUGCAAUUUGUAAGAACAAAAACCUGUGAUAAUCCGGGGGGGAAAGAGAGGAAAAACAAGAGGGGAAGCAAGACAGGAGCUAACGUUGGGACCGGAACAGCAUGUGCCUUGGACUGAAAUAAAUCAGAGGUCAUUUCGUUCCAUCAGAAUUAGAUGGGGACAGUUUGUUGCAACGGCUCAUGCUAUACUUGGAGUGAGAAGAUGUCUCUCAACUGUUAUCGGAGCAGCAUUGCUGACAGAAAUGGCUUUCUGGUCCAGUGCAACAGUCCCGCCAUAUAAAGUAUCACAGCGGGUGCUCUUUGCCUUUACACUCUCUCUCUCCCUCACCUAUGUGUGCUACACUUUGAUGAGUUGCUACACCUCCAUCCGGUUCCCAUUGCACGACACCGGCUACCUGUCCCAGUCCCGGGCCGAGCAGAGGGCGGAGGAGGCGGCUGAGGAGAGACCGACCUCCCCAAGGCUCCGGGUCAGGGUGGAGACGGUCAGUUCGGCCGGGCCGCCGGCAGAGGCUGCAGGCAGCACGGGAGGUUGGAGAGCCGCCAGCCCGCCUCAGCUAUCCACGGUGCAGAACUGGCUGGAGAGGGACGUCCAGGAAUCGAGUACCCCUGACUUUGGCGUGCAACGCCUUCCUCAGGCCAUCAUCAUUGGCGUGAAGAAAGGAGGGACGAGGGCGCUGCUGGAGGCGAUCCGAGUGCACCCGGACGUUAGGGCAGUCGGGGUCGAGCCCCACUUCUUCGACAGACACUACGACAAGGGGCUGGAAUGGUACAGGAGUUUGAUGCCGAAGACAUUGGACGGACAGCUCACCAUGGAGAAAACACCCAGUUACUUUGUCACCAGAGAAGCACCAAAACGAAUCUUCUCCAUGGCAAAGGGCACCAAGCUGGUGGUGGUGGUCCGGAACCCAGUAACCAGAGCCAUUUCAGACUACACCCAGACACUGUCCAAGAAACCUGAGAUUCCAACCUUUGAGGUUCUGGCCUUCAAGAACAGGACCCUGGGCCUGAUCGAUGCCUCUUGGAGUGCCAUCCGCAUUGGGAUCUAUGCCUUACACCUGGAGAACUGGCUCCAGUUCUUUCCCCUUUCCCAGAUCCAUUUCGUCAGCGGGGAGAGGCUCAUCAUUGACCCGGCUGGAGAGAUGGGAAAAGUUCAGGACUUCUUGGGCCUCAAGAGGAUCGUCACAGACAAGCAUUUUUACUUCAACAAAACCAAGGGAUUUCCGUGCCUGAAGAAACCUGAAGACAGCAGCCUGCCAAGAUGCCUCGGGAAAUCCAAGGGGAGAACUCAUCCAAAAAUAGAUCCUGAUGUAAUCCAUAGACUGCGAAAGUUUUACAGACCUUUCAACAUCAUGUUCCAUCAGAUUACAGGAGAAGACUUUGAUUGGGAAAAGGAUGAAAAUCAAGAAAUUAUUUGAGCAUGUCAACAUCCAGAAGUUCAAUAGAAGAGUAUAGAAACUGGUUUCUUAUUGAAGAAAGAUAUAGAACUAAUAGGGCCAUAUUGAUUGUCCUUCAAAAUAUAGAAUGUUAAUAAGAUUGUAAUUAAUAAAAAAAGAGGAAUGAUUUUUCAGCUAUAUUACAGAUUACCAAAGGUGUUAUGCUUAUGAAUUGUGGUUAUUUUAGAGAUGAUUUUCAUGUCAAGGUCAGCUUAAUUUGCUGUUCUUUUCUCACAGUUUCCUUCGUCCACAUCAGAUUGGUUGAUAAAAUCUCCUGAGGAAGCUCCAAUCUGUCUUUAUUGUGUCUCCUUCAGGACAUUGCAUCUUUGGUUGAUUUACUUUGCUAAUGCAAGGACCAAUGUUUCACCAUAGAGGUCACAGAAAAAGAAAACAAGCAAAGGGGAGAGCCUUCUGAUCAUUGCAGUGAGAGAUGGAAAUGCCGGGUGCAGUACAAGUUCGAUUCUAGCCGCAAAUAUCAAGCAGUUGGUGGCAGGUAGAAGGGGGAGUUAGAUUCAGGGUCAAGCUAAUUUCAAGGUGUCACAUUGAACUCUACUGUGCCAGGUAGAAUGGUGGACAGAUAGACCUAUGUACUUCCUCAGUUUUACUAUUUAAUUCCUCCAGUGUCUGUGCACCAAUCACAAUACUGUCAGGGUGAUGAGCAUGAUGUAAAUUUGGUCAGUGACAUUGGUUGUGUUCCUCUAUAUCUGAGAAAGUCCCAUAGUAAGCCAUAUUUCAGUGCAAACACAGGGUGAUACUUUUUAUAAUGUUCCGCACCUUAAGUGUGCAAGGACCUAAUAUUAUCAUCCAUUCACUAAUUUUUGCGAGAAAGAACAGUCUUGAAAUAUAAAAGCAUAGAAAACAGGUGCAGGAGAAGACCACCCAGCCCUUCAAGUCUGCUCUGGUACAAAGCGAUACACACAAAAUGCUGGAGGAACUCAGCAGGUCAGGCAGCAUCUAUGGAAAUGAAUAAAUAGUCAAUGUUUCGGGCCGAGACCCUGUAACAGGACUAGAAAGGAAGAGGGGAAAGCCAGAACAAGAUGGUGGGGAGAAAGGGAGGAGUACAAACUGGAGGGUGAUAGAUGAGACCAGUGGAGGGGAAGGUGGGCGAGUCCCUUAUUUUCUUCCUUUCUUUGAUCCAAACUGGAUCUCCCGAAUCCCUUAUCCUCCCUUCCCACCUUCCAAACAAGUUGUUACUGUUUAUCCCCCUGUCUCCAGUGCCAUUUUCUGCCUACCAUCCUGUCCAUCCGGCUUUCCAAAUUCUUCUUCUCAUUCUUGGUGUAUGUAUAGCCAUGCCUAUAAAGGAUAAGGGGUCUUCUUGCAUUCUGUGCAUCAGCCUUCAGCCCAGCAUCUUUGCACCUGUUUGCAGCAUCGGUAUUUUGAGAUA
Messenger RNA from Mobula hypostoma (lesser devil ray), 3057 nucleotides. Its product is annotated as heparan sulfate glucosamine 3-O-sulfotransferase 4-like. Bases 483 to 1655 code for a protein of 390 amino acids. Gene Ontology annotation, molecular function: [heparan sulfate]-glucosamine 3-sulfotransferase activity. The record is from RefSeq and is a predicted model, not a curated record. NCBI's taxonomy places the organism in Eukaryota, Metazoa, Chordata, Chondrichthyes, Myliobatiformes, Myliobatidae. The transcript is spliced from 2 exons.